UACAAAGAAGCUGCUUACCACUGCUCGUCAGCAGUGUUCGAUCGUAACUCAAGCCGAUGCAGCUUGUACUCUACCACAUUUGCGGUGGACUUCCUUGUCCCUGACAGCAUGACUAUUUAUUACGAAAAAAACUGCUUUCCAGGUCAGUAUUUUUCUUUUCCAAUGCCAUUCUUUUUUCUUUACACCCUAGCUGCAACCACCCAACCAUUAGAGCAGGAAGGAAAAGUUUGGAAAGAGGGAUGGUUGGCACAACUGGCUGAACUGUGCGGCGGAGCACUGCUGGAUCGGCAACCUCAGCGUGUACUACUCGGUCCCCAUCAUGCAAUUUUGACGGCUGUUACGCCGGCCGAAUGUUUGUUGAGGUGCUUUUGGUCAGUGCUAGAUGGCCGAUCGUUCCAGUGUCGCUCACUAAUGUACUUCUAUGAGGAAAAACAGAACAACUGUGUCUUGAAUAACGGGUCACGGGCGGAUCAUCCAGAAAGUUUGGCAGUGGAGCUAACGUCGAUAGUGGAUUAUUUCGGCUUGGACGCCUGCCUCGACAUUUCACGUUUUGGUAUCCGGCAGCCGAUCAAUAGAACUGUUCCCGACCGGAAGCGGCCGUUUAAAACAAACAAAAAGAUAACAGAUCUUUUCAAAACGUAA
Gongylonema pulchrum is the source of this 642-nucleotide messenger RNA. The record is from the annotation of a GenBank genome assembly. NCBI's taxonomy places the organism in Eukaryota, Metazoa, Nematoda, Chromadorea, Rhabditida, Gongylonematidae.